Symbiodinium necroappetens is the source of this 903-nucleotide messenger RNA. The record is from the annotation of a GenBank genome assembly. Lineage: Eukaryota; Dinophyceae; Suessiales; Symbiodiniaceae.
AUGACCCGCAUGGGGCCCUGGGGCUUUUGGGAUGCCCCCAUCUUGUUGUUGCCCAUUGCCUUUCUGGUGGCGAUGGUCUUGAAACCCAAGCCUAUGCCAACUGCAAAGAGCCUCUGGUGUGCGGCAGUCAUCCUGUUUGUGCUGAAGCUGUGGUAUCUCCAGGCGGCCCCCCUCGAGGCCUGCGCCUGCUUCAUCAAAGGCUGCUUGCAGGCGCUGACGCCUUGCAGCAUCGUGGCAGGAGCCAUCUUCCUGUUCGACUGCAUGGAGUCCGCGCAUUGCCUUGCAUGGAUGAAGGUACAGUUGCGGGUUAUCACAGAUAGCCACCCGGUGGCCGAAGUGAUGCUCAUCGGCUUCUGCUUUGCUUUCGUGGUGGAAGGAGCCUCCGGCUUCGGCACUCCUGCAGCCCUCGCGGCACCAAUGCUCUACUCCAUGGGGCACCCGAAGAUGGAGUGUGUUGUGUGCCUCCUUACUUUCAACACCUUCAUGACGAUCUUCGGCGCAGUGGGCACGCCCGUGUGGUUUGGCAUCGGAGAGGUCCUGCCCGACUUCGGCGACGAGAACUUGAUGGCGGUGGGCUUUCGUGCAGCUGUCGCCCUGAGCACUUGCGCUAUCAUCUUGGUUCCCUACGUAGUCCAGAUCAUUGUGCCCUGGUCAGAGCUGCGGCCGAGCCUGUUGUACGUGAUGCUGAGCACUGCGAGUGUCGUUGUGCCCUUCAUCGGACUGUCUGUCUUCAACUACGAGUUUCCGAGCUUGGCCGCUGGAAUCCUGGGGCUAUGUUUGACCACCAUCUUCACGCUCCGGGGCAUUGGCCUCGGUCCCCAUCAACGCCACGUGGAGCAGACCAGCUCGAAGGACCAGGGGCGUGUUCCUUUUCAAGAAAUCACCGGACUUAGGAAGGUGUGA